AUGCCCACAAUGGAUCCUCGCUUCAAUACAAACAUCCCAAAACCCAAUCUUAAACUCUUUGCGUAUCCUCGUCGCUGUCGUCGAAGGAUUAGCUCUUAUAUACCUACCAGGGGCUCAAUCGACUCCUAUCAAGUGUGGGCGAAUGAUGUGGGCGAUGAAAGUUACACAUUCGAGAACUUGACGCCUUACUUCCAACGCUUAGCCUAUUUCACGCCGCCAGAUACCAGACGCGAUUCGCGAAUAUCACACCUGUGGUCAGAUGCCGUCGCUAGCUGGUUCAAGAAUGGAUUUGCAGCUGUGGGCAUUUCCGCUAGCCACGAUGAGUUUUCGUCCGGGUAUCUGAAAGGCUCGAAUUCCAACCGAAUUCUAGUCUCAGACCAGCUGCCUGCACCGAGCCAUAGAUACUACGACCUUGCAAGUAUACACGCACACCAUGGCCAGAGGAUGCUCUUCUCGUCAGAUAAACCCGCGACUGGAGUCCAGGUGAAACAAGGCGAUCACUACUACACGUUGUCAGCCACCAAAGAAGCCAUCCUCUCAGCCGGCGCUCUCCGGUCACCCAAGCUCCUCAUGCUGUCGGGCCUUGGCCCAACCCAAAUACUCUCAGGUCUUUGCGGCCUGGGCCAAAACACGUGGGAUUACAUCCCAUUCGGAACUACCGACCUGGUAACCCGCAAUCUCGUCCUCGCCCGCCAUGUCCGGCGUCGUGGCCGGGCCGGAGGAGACGGCGAUACAGCCUCACCAUGCGAGCUGUACGUGUACGGUAGGGAUGGCGGAGGAUACCGUAGUCUGGCUGUUGUCGACUCCAGGGCGGGGGUUUAUGGAGUGCGGAGGCUGGGAGUUCGUGGAUGCGAGCGCAUCUGCGCUGUUGCCGCCUGGUUCAUCCGCCAAGCACUGUGUAUGCGCCGGCGGGAAAGACUGCAGGCGAUAUCAAGCGUAGGAGAUGACGUUAGAGUCUAG
This is a messenger RNA of Drepanopeziza brunnea f. sp. 'multigermtubi' MB_m1, 960 nucleotides long. Lineage: Eukaryota; Fungi; Ascomycota; Leotiomycetes; Helotiales; Drepanopezizaceae. The record is from RefSeq and is a predicted model, not a curated record.